Alligator sinensis (Chinese alligator) is the source of this 3722-nucleotide messenger RNA. It is a transcript of the gene LPAR3, whose product is annotated as lysophosphatidic acid receptor 3. Gene Ontology annotation, biological process: G protein-coupled receptor signaling pathway. The record is from RefSeq and is a predicted model, not a curated record. NCBI's taxonomy places the organism in Eukaryota, Metazoa, Chordata, Crocodylia, Alligatoridae. Gene Ontology annotation, molecular function: lysophosphatidic acid receptor activity. Bases 227 to 1294 code for a protein of 355 amino acids. Gene Ontology annotation, cellular component: membrane. The transcript is spliced from 3 exons.
GGUUCAGGCGCGGCUCCCUCUCCCCGGUGCCACGCGGGACACGGCUGCCCCCGGCCGUGGCCUUUCUUACGGCCUCGUGGAUGAAGCCAUCGUGUUAGCGACAUCCUGCCUGGCGCGGGCAAGAAGCGGCUGCUUCGUGAGAGGGACCGCAGUGCCCCUGCCUUGGGCGGGCGAGUGGCCUCGGGGCCCAGUCCAGCAGAGAGCGGAUGUGAGGCCGUGCUCCAGGAUGAACGAAUGCCACUAUGAUAAACGUAUGGACUUUUUUUACAACAUGAGCAACACUGAUACAGCAGAUGAGUGGUCAGGAACAAAGCUGGUUAUUGUUUUAUGUUUUGGGACAUUCUUCUGUCUCUUUAUUUUUAUUUCAAAUUCAAUGGUCAUAGCAGCCGUGGUCAGAAACAAAAGGUUUCAUUUCCCCUUCUACUAUCUGCUCGCUAAUUUAGCUGCUGCGGACUUUUUUGCUGGCAUUGCAUAUGUGUUCUUGAUGUUCAACACUGGUCCAGUGUCAAAAACCUUAACUGUUAACCGGUGGUUUUUGCGUCAGGGGCUUCUGGACACCAGCCUGACAGCUUCUCUGGUGAAUUUAUUGGUCAUAGCUGUUGAGCGGUACAUGUCAAUCAUGCGGAUGAGGAUCCACAGUAACCUGACAAAGAAGAGAGUCACCUUUUUAAUCUUUUUAAUCUGGGCCAUUGCUAUUUUUAUGGGUUCUGUGCCUACUUUGGGUUGGAACUGUCUUUGUGAUAUCUCAGCCUGUUCUUCCCUGGCUCCAAUUUAUAGCAGAAGCUACCUGAUAUUCUGGACAGUCUCGAAUUUAGUUGUUUUCUUCAUUAUGGUAGUGGUUUACAUAAGAAUCUAUAUGUACGUCCAGAGGAAAACUAAUGUCUUAUCCCCACACACUAGUGGAUCCAUCAGCCGUAGGAGGACACCAAUGAAGCUUAUGAAGACAGUCAUGGCUGUUUUAGGUGCAUUUGUUGUCUGUUGGACUCCUGGGCUAGUAGUUUUGCUUCUUGAUGGUCUGAACUGCACUCAUUGUGGGGUUCAGCAUGUGAAAAGAUGGUUCCUUCUUUUGGCCUUGCUCAACUCUGUUAUGAACCCAAUAAUUUAUUCUUACAAAGAUGAAGAGAUGUCAACCACAAUGAGAAGGAUGAUCUGCUGCUCUUCUGAUGAUAAAAGUCAGGAUAGAUGCUCUUCAAGGAUUCCUUCAACUGUGCUCACCAGAAGCACAGAUGCCACUGGUCAUUACAUUGAAGAUGGCAUUAUUCAAGGGACCAUCAGUGGCAAAGGAAACUCAUGAGCUACACAAGGAUAUACUUAGCUGGGAGAUGGGCGUGGGGGGAAGAGGAGGAGGGAAAAAGUCUCUUGUAAUGGGAAAUCACUGACCGAUUAAAGUUAUUCAAGAAUAUAUUCGCUCUGUUCCAAAGCAAAACCCUAUCCACAGUGUUAACAAAAGACCUUGUAAAUAAUUACCUGAUGGAAAAAUACAUUGUAUUGAAGAAAAAACUUUCUGUGCCAUAAAAAAGUACAUGAGAUUGUUUUCUCUGUAAGAGGAAUAAACAUAUUGAGACUCUCUCUGCAUGGAAACAAAAUCCUAACAAUAAAAUGGAACCUUCCUUAUUAAACGCAGGCUGGAAGAAUUAUCCUGUGAAACAAUGCAGUUUUGGCACUCUGAAGUUAUACUUUGAACAGUUGCUUAGCUUCUCCAGAGAACACUGUUGGAGUUGAUAGGCAGAAAUGUGACUUUUAUAUGCUCUUUUUGAUUACAAAAUCCAUGUAUUAAUUCAUACAUGUCUUUUCCCUCCACCCCCCACAAUAAAAUUCCUCUGUGUGUGAGAGAGAACCUGUCCUCAUCAUGAGUUGUGAGAACAGGUAGUGGAGAACGGUAACAAAAGUACAGGCCACUGCCAUUUGAGUGCAAGGGAAGUCCCAACUGUUUGGUGGGCCAACCACUGCAAGGAGACAUGAUGAUCACACACAGAUGUAUUCAAAAUGAAAUGGGAGGAAAUAUCUGAAUAUAGAUUUCAGUUUCCAACUUCUAAAGGGGUUUAUUAAACAGAAACAAUGUGAUCAGAGCCCUUCAAAAUACUGAAUGAACUUAACUCUUUCAAAGGUUGUCAUGCAUUGGAAAGAAUAUGAGUAAUUUGCACAGACUGUGUUAAAAUUUAUUCGGACCAGAUUAAGUCAUCUGACUGAGGAGGAGGAUCUUUAGAAGAUCCCUGAGGAAGAGGCCAUGUAAAUGCAGAUAAGGACCUUAAUAACAGAUCCUUAUCAAAUUUAUGACUAAUCAAAUUUAAAUUGUGGAAUAAUUUCUAUGCCUUUUAAAGUUGCUAUAAUACCUUUGGACUGUGUGUUUUAUAAAUCAGAGAUAUAUUUAAAGCUCUAGGCCAACAUUUUCCAAAGUGAUCUCUAAUUAUGGGAUCUGACUUGAAGAAGUUGGACCUGAUUUCAGAAAUAUGUACCCUCUGGCAUCUUUUAAUUUUUAAUGGGAGUUUAAUGUGCUGAGCACUACAGCAAAUCAAGUUCAAACUAUCUUAAGCUUGACAAUCAAAAUCAGAAGUGGUUCUUGUAGACUUUAUUGUUGGCUUUUACAAAAGAAUGCCAACUGUAUAUAAUGCAAUAUUGAAAGAUGUAAUAUUGGUAUAAUGCAAGGGUUGGCAGCCUAUGGCCCAUUGGCCAGAUCUGGCCCAUUCAUUGGCCUGCAGACAUGCAUGCCUUGGGAUGUCAGCAGAUGGGGGAAUCAGUUGUGGUGGCAAAGGGAGCAAUGGCUGGGUCAAAAGCAGCAACCAAUGGCAGGCUGUGUUUUGAUGCCCCAGUCCUGUCUGGUCAGUCAGGUGGUCUGUCUGCCUGUCCCCUUUCCCCUUCCCACCCCGUCAUGCCUCUUUACUGUAUCUGUUGCUUGUCUUACUACCAACUUUGUCCUUGGCACCGGUUGGUGUCUAUAGUAAUUGGCAGCGAGGAUAAGGAAGGUAAUAAGAAAGCAGACCUCAGCACAGAGCAGGAAGGGCUGGGGGAUCAACAAGCAGCUUGAGCAGAGCAGGACAGAGAAGGGGGUCAUUGGCACAGGAGGCAAACCUUACUAGUUGUGCCUCUGGCAGCAGUCUUCCCUCAGAAUGAGCUAUGCUAACUUGGCUCACCACGCCUGAAAGGUCACCAACCCCUAGUGUAUUAUAUUGACUUCAGAAUCAGAACUUGUGGCAGAGGUGAUAUCUUUUAUUAGACCAACUAGAUAUUCCUUUGCCUCCUACAACCUGUGUCCCUGAAAUAUUGACUUGAUCAUAUUCUUCUCUUGGUUCUAUCUGUGCUGUCAGUGGACUAUAUUGAAGAAAGUGAGGCUAGAAUUUGGCUCAGAAGUUACAGUUAAUUUUAUAUAGGAUAUUGAAUUUUUUUGUAAUAGACCCUAAUCCUGCAAAACCUGUUGUGUCUGAGUAGUCCUUACUCACUGUGACUAAGCUGAGGCAGGAGUUGGAAGUGUGGACCCCUGCAUUUCAAGGUAAAUAUUCUGUUUGUAUAUGACUUGCUGACAAGGUUUACACUUGUACUUUUGCCAUUUGGAAUGCAGUGUUUUUGUGCAAAGACUACUUUGGUUUGGUAUGUUUGAAGACUUGUAAAGCAGUGUUUUUAGAGGCAAUGGUAUAAUACACAAGAUACAGAUGUUAACCUUCUUGCUGUGCAUGGUUUGUAUUAACUAGGCUGAAGCUUAUAUACAAAGCUACCAAAAAAUAAAA